AAUUCUAUUUGUAAUGCAACUCAAAAUGAUUCGUAUAAUUGUAACAGUAUUUAGUGCCGUCACAUUUGCAGCAGUUGCUGUUGCUGGAUUUGAAUCACAACUGUUCUCAAGUGAAUUCAUUUGGGACUUUUUCAAGGCCUCAUUCGACGAGCGUCGAAAUCUAGCCACAUCACCCUUCUCCGUCCAGCUCGGGAUGACCAUGCUGGCAAAUUCCGUCACCGAUGGCUACACUUUGAAGCAGAUGACCGAAAAGCUACACCUUCCCAGUUCCAUUGCCAGAGCUUCUGAACAAAACCGUCGCAAGUUGAUGGUGCUGCAGAAGAACAAACACUUCACGUACGGAACGAAACUCGUUGUCUUUGGAACGGAAGCCCUGGAUCCCAAGUUUCUGGCGACUAUGGCCAAUUUUAACACCCCAGCCGAGCGACAUCCCAUCGCAAACAUCAAGUCCAUCCCAAAUUUGGCAAAUCGUUGGGCUAAAAACGUGACUUCCGGUAUGGUUAGCGCCGUUUUGAUGAACAAUGAACUGCUUCCGGACACUCGGAUGAUUUUGUUGAGUGCAACUGCUUUCGCUUGCCAGUGGGAAAAUAAGUUCAGUGUGAAUUCGUCCAAAAUGGAGAUGUUCAACGCCUACACAACUGGGAAACUUUACAUGACCAACUUCAUGAACUUGGACCAGACGUUGCUUCCGGUGGCCAUGAAUGGCGAUUUGAAAAUGCAAGCAAUCGAAUUGCCGUUCGAGAGGGGUAGUGACUAUUCGUUCAUGAUGAUGAUGCCUCUGGACAGGGAUGGCAAUAUGACAGAUAUGGUGGCCAAAUUAGAUCACCAGACUUUCGCCAAGCUUUACGACAGCCUGGUGCCGACAAGAAUCUCCGUGAAAAUGCCCCGAUUCACAGUAUCAACCAGUGUAAAUGGGAACGCGGUCUUGAAGAAACUGCACCUAAACGCACCGUUCCAGUGGAGUAGGUUCCAAAUUUUCAAACAGGAAAAACUCACUCUAGACAAGGUGAAGCAAAGUGUAACGGUUCAGGUUGACGAGCGAGGUGUUCGGGCAGCUGCCGUGGACAAAUUCACAAUGGUGACAAGGAGUGCCCCACUAUCUUUCCUAGCUGAUCGUCCGUUCGUGUUUGCCAUUUUGAAAAAAUCGGUCCACUUCCCACUGUUUGUUGGUCAUUACGCCUAUCCUGCCCAAGCGUCACCAGUAAAACCAUAAUGAGAAAAUAAACUUGUAUUACAAGUAAAUGA
This is a messenger RNA of Aedes aegypti (yellow fever mosquito), 1245 nucleotides long. RefSeq names its product serpin-ZXA. The record is from RefSeq and is a predicted model, not a curated record. Gene Ontology annotation, molecular function: serine-type endopeptidase inhibitor activity. The transcript is spliced from 3 exons. The coding region runs from base 14 to 1213 and encodes 399 amino acids. Lineage: Eukaryota; Metazoa; Arthropoda; Insecta; Diptera; Culicidae.